UUUUAGAAAUUUUAUCCUUCCAAGACAAAUGGCUAGCACAUUCUGUCGUCUCCUGGCUGGCCGUGCAACUGCUGCAUCCUUUGCAGCAGCAGGCACAGGGAUCCUAACUGCUGGCUACCUCUUCAAUAAGCAAAAUGUUAAAGCUACUGUUCAAGAAAAACGAAAACUCUUCCCUCCAAGUGCAGACUAUCCUGAUCUCCGUAAACAUAACAACUGCAUGGCUGAAUGCCUCACACCAGCAAUUUAUGCCAGGCUAAGGGACAAAAUGACUCCAAAUGGCUACACCCUAGACCAGUGUAUCCAAACCGGGGUUGACAAUCCUGGCCAUCCUUUCAUUAAAACUGUGGGCAUGGUUGCAGGUGAUGAAGAAUCCUAUGAGGUAUUUGCUGAGAUUUUUGACCCUGUCAUUAAAGUGAGACAUAAUGGCUAUGAUCCAUGCACAAUGAAGCAUCACACAGACCUGGAUGCAUCCAAGAUCACCCAUGGUCAAUUUGAUGAGCGAUAUGUCCUCUCAUCACGAGUACGUACUGGUCGUAGCAUCCGGGGUCUCAGCCUUCCUCCAGCUUGUACCAGGGCAGAGAGAAGAGAAGUGGAAAAUGUUGUAGUCACUGCUCUAGCUGGGCUGAAAGGAGACCUUUCUGGAAAAUACUAUAGCUUGACAAAUAUGUCUGAGAAGGAUCAGCAGCAGCUUAUUGAUGAUCAUUUUCUCUUUGAUAAGCCAGUGUCCCCUUUGCUAACAUGUGCUGGGAUGGCACGUGACUGGCCAGAUGCCAGAGGAAUCUGGCAUAACAAUGACAAGACAUUUCUUGUCUGGAUUAAUGAAGAGGACCACACCAGGGUGAUCUCCAUGGAAAAGGGUGGCAACAUGAAACGGGUGUUUGAAAGAUUUUGUCAUGGUUUAAAAGAGGUUGAAAAAUUAAUUAAAGAACGAGGCUGGGAGUUCAUGUGGAAUGAACGUCUUGGAUACAUUCUGACUUGUCCUUCAAACCUAGGAACUGGUUUACGUGCUGGAGUCCAUGUAAAGCUGCCAAAGCUUAGCAAGGAUCCCAGGUUUCCAAAAAUCCUGGAUAACUUGAGGCUACAGAAGCGUGGCACUGGUGGAGUGGACACAGCAGCUGUAGCAGAUGUGUAUGAUAUCUCCAACUUGGACCGCAUGGGUCGAUCAGAGGUAGAACUAGUUCAGAUUGUCAUUGAUGGAGUCAACUAUCUAGUUGACUGUGAGAAGAAACUGGAAAGAGGUCAAGACAUUAAAGUACCACCACCAUUACCUCAGUUUGGCAGGAAGUGAUCUUGUGGCUGAUGUCUGUUAAUGAUAAAAAAUAUGGCUGCCAUUUUGACAGAAAGGCACCUCUGUAUAUCUCUAUUUAAAUACCUUGUUUAAUAAAACACUGCCUGAUACCCAAUGUCUCUCUACAUGCCUGGUCACACUAACAGAAAAUAGUCUUAGUGCAGCUUUCGUAGGACAGCCACUUUGUAGGGACUUCUUCCCUUUUCCCUUUGUCUUCUCAGGAACCUUUACCUAGGCUUUGAACCUUUCUUUCUUGGCUGAUGAUAAGGAAAGUAUUACCUAAAUAAUGCAAAAGGCACAAAUACAUAACUCUAGCUUGUAUGUACACUUAUGGCUAUAUUUAUGCAGACUUCUGAGCACCUGAGUUUUAUUCACAGAAGCACUUGUCUUGAGUGCCUGUCUAGAGUACAAAAAUCUCUCAGUCUGAAGGGCAGGUGCUUGCAAUAUGCUCAUUACUUUUUCAGCAUUCAACACCAUGUUCAAAAGUUAACUAGAGCAAGCAGCUGCAAAUGGCUUCAGUCUCUGAAGUCUGCCACUUGACCUGUCAUCUGGAACUCAUUGGUGUCUCUGUAUGGGAGAUGUCUCUUCUCUGUCCAGGACUGGUUUGCAGACAAACUUAUUUACCAUGUCAUCCCAAACUCUCAGACUUUCUUAGCCCUGGUGGAGAUUUCACCAGUUCAGCAGGUUGCAUUCAGGUGUUUUCCUCAGGUACCACCUCUGGCCUUAGACUGCAGCAAGCUGAACCUAAAAUCAGAAGUAACAAAUAUCAGUUUGCUGAUAUUCUGUAUCCAACAGAAACCUGCCCAGCAUGACCUCUUCCAGUCUUUUCCUUCAGCUUUCUGGUCAUGGGUAAUAGGGACCAGGCUCCAGCACCAGUCACCCAAGUGCCCAGGAUGUACUGGAAUACAGUACCCUGAGUAAAAGCUUCUCAGUGCUCACCACUGUUCCAUGUGGUAAGCAGCUUGGAAAAACAGCAGACAGUUUGAGUCCCUUUGCUUAUCUUUUGCAUAUGAAACAUAUUCAGUGUUUCACAGUAACCUUUCAAAACAUGCCCUGGUGAAUGUGCUGUCUGUGUUGACAUUGAGCUGGGAGUAGUAUCUGUAAGGCUAUGUAGAAGAGGAGGGUAUCUGCUCAUGUAUUGAGUUUGCAUGGCAAGAUUUUGGAGGAGGGGGGGAGAUACAGGGAUAGCUUAUGUAAGAUGUCAGAAACUUCCCCUAUGUCUGACAGUCAGUUGUAGCCAGCUUCAAGACAGAUUUGCCACUGGCCAAAGCUGAGCCAAUCAGCCCUGGUGGUAGCACUCCUGUAAUAACAUUUAAGAAGGGGAAAAAGGUUCUGUGCAACAGCAGGCAGAAGAGAGGAGUGAGAAUAUGUGAGACAAACAACUCUGUGGAUACCAAGG
Messenger RNA from Taeniopygia guttata (zebra finch), 2687 nucleotides. RefSeq names its product creatine kinase S-type, mitochondrial. Gene Ontology annotation, biological process: phosphocreatine biosynthetic process. NCBI's taxonomy places the organism in Eukaryota, Metazoa, Chordata, Aves, Passeriformes, Estrildidae. Gene Ontology annotation, molecular function: creatine kinase activity. Gene Ontology annotation, cellular component: mitochondrion. The record is from RefSeq and is a predicted model, not a curated record.